UGAACAGACGCGCUUUUCCUCAGCUCCUCUCGCACUAUCACACACACACACACUCUCUCACACAUACAUACAUUUACACAUACAUACACACACACUCAAACACACAGACGGGUCGCCUUUUGGUACCGACACCCGGAAAGGAUACAUCCAUUCAUACUAAGAACAAAAAGAAGAGAAAAAAACAAGAAGAACAAGAACAACAACAAAAAAGGAAUAUAAAAAGAAACACCGGACAAGCAGGAAGGAAGGAAGGAAUACGAGUUCUUCUGUGGAGUUUUUUUCCCCUUCUUUUUCUCUCUCUCUCCUGAAAACAUGAGGAUUUUCAGUGCUGUUCUACUACUGCUUCACACCUUGGCGGUGUCCAGGCUGGUGAGCGGUGCCGCGGUGGACAGGUAUGACACCGAGAGGCCGCAGCGGCACACGGCUGUCAUCAACUUUGUGGACACAACCAAAGACAGGAGGAUGGAGGACGAGAGCAGAAGUGCAACCACCGUAGCGUACUCUCAGGAAGGAGAUGAAGAGGAGUACGAUGACGACCAAUACUACGACGAGGAAGAGUACAACUAUGAGCUGUCUGGAGAUGACAGACUAGAUAUGCCACGAGUCGCCAUGUCGAGCAAACCCAAAGGGGUUGAGGCUGAGAACACCGAGGGAAUGAGGAGAGGAAACGGAAGAAAGAGAGCGAAGGGAAAGGGAAAGAAGAGGAAUCCCUGUCUUAAGAAGUAUAAGGAUUUCUGCAUUCACGGCACCUGCCAGUACCUGAAGGACCUCCGCGCCCCGUCCUGUGUGUGCUUACCAAAUUACUCCGGUGAAAGAUGUGAGUUCAUCACGCUGCUGCCCGUGCAGUCGCCCGAGGGCUACAGCCGCACCACAGCUCUGGCCGUGGUGGCCGUGGUGCUUUCGUCCGUGUGCCUCACCAUCAUCAUACUUUUAUUAAUGUUGAGGUUUCACAAGAGAGGAGCGUAUGACGUGGAGAAUGAGGAGAAGGUCAAACUGGGGUUAGCUUCCAACCACUGAGGAGACGAUGAGGGACGAUGCAGAAAUUCUACCUCAAAAUAAAAAAAAGAGAAGUGAACCACGAGAGAAGGUCCUUCAAGGAAAAAGGAACGUACACGAAGAAAGGGGCUGUCUGUGUGAUCCUCCUCUGGACGUUCGGAUGAACAUAUUCCCGUAGACCUCCUGUAAAAAACGGUCGCUUCAAACUGGAAAACUCGACGCUCCAGACGAGAGGUGACAGAGGAGGAGACGAAGGAACGGGAAGAAGAAAGGACUAAAUUCUAGACUCUGUGCUGCUUCUUGACUGUGUGAAAAGUCUUCUCAGACUGAACUAAAUCAGAAAAAAAAAAAAGUUUUUUUUUCUUCUUUUUAACAACAAUAAGAGCUCGACCUGUACUUUUGUUUCCUGCACAAGUCCAUCUCUGUUUUGUGUACAGUCAACAGUAUAUUUAUAAUUCUAAUUUAUUUAUUUAAGCUAACUUUAUUUAUAUAGAUUUUUUUAACAGUCUUCUGCAUUUUUAAAAAGAAUGUUACAUUUGUUUUUGUAUUUCCUAUUGGACAAUAUUUAUUUAUGAAACAAAGUGUAAAAGUAAAAAAAAAAAAAGCAGAAGAUCCAUAAGACGUUCAAGUACUUCAUGAAAAGUGAUGAAAAACCUGAUUUCUUUGGAUUUGGCACUCAAACAAUGAUCAAUGGCACUGUGAUGAAUAAAUUAAUCUUGAAAUCGAUGUUAUUUUUAUUAUUAUUAUUAUUAUUAUUUUGAAUACUUGUCCUCAGUGCUCUGUGGAUUCCCAUACCUGGAAUUUGCCAAGUAGAACUGGUGUGAUCUGUCAAGCUGUAGCAGGCGAUGCCUUGCUCAAAGGCACAGUGGUAAAGAUAAAGGUUUCGACCCCAAAUGUGUCCUGCAGGUUCAGGGGUCUCUGGGCCACACUAUUAGAAGUUGGCUCAGUAUUAGAAGUCAAUGUCAUGGCAUUAUCGUACACAUCACUGGCGUCGCCAAACCGUUUCGCUGAGUUUGAAGCAGAAAGAACUGUUUAAAUGUCAUGUUGUCUUACAACCGCUUCAGGAGAAAUUCCCUCAGAUUCAUGUUAAGCUGCCUGAGCAAAAGCAAAAAUGUGAAUUCAAGUGUUCCACCUUUUCAAAUCCUGUCCUGCCGUUUUGAAGUGAUGUUCAUAUGUGAUUUAUUUUUUUCAAAGCGAAGUAAAAAAAAACAAAAACAAAUAAAAGAUGAUCUGACUCUAA
Molecule: messenger RNA, 2236 nt
Organism: Cynoglossus semilaevis (tongue sole)
Lineage: Eukaryota; Metazoa; Chordata; Actinopteri; Pleuronectiformes; Cynoglossidae
Gene: hbegfa
Product: heparin-binding EGF-like growth factor a
Exons: 6
Coding region: 313-1017 (234 amino acids)
Biological process (GO): positive regulation of cell population proliferation; epidermal growth factor receptor signaling pathway
Molecular function (GO): epidermal growth factor receptor binding; growth factor activity
Source: RefSeq, a predicted model, not a curated record